Acanthochromis polyacanthus (spiny chromis) is the source of this 3562-nucleotide messenger RNA. It is a transcript of the gene syngr1a, whose product is annotated as synaptogyrin 1a. Lineage: Eukaryota; Metazoa; Chordata; Actinopteri; Pomacentridae. Gene Ontology annotation, cellular component: neuromuscular junction; synaptic vesicle membrane. The transcript has 4 exons. The coding region runs from base 1 to 609 and encodes 202 amino acids. The record is from RefSeq and is a predicted model, not a curated record.
AUGGAUGGUUUCCAGGCAUACGGGGCGGGGAAGGCAGGCGGAGCUUUUGACCCUCUGACCUUCAUCAGGCAGCCGCAGACGGUGGUCAGGAUCCUCUGCUGGCUUUUCUCCAUCGUGAUCCUGGGUUGCAUUGCUAACGAGGGCUACGUCAACCGACCUGAGGAGAUCGAGGAAUACUGCAUUUUCAACCGCAACCAGAACGCCUGCAACUACGGUGUCGCCAUGGGAACACUGUGCUUCCUGUGCAGCACCGCUUUCUUGGCGCUGGACGUUUAUUUCCCCCAGAUCAGUGGCGUGAAGGACCGCAAGAAAGCCGUCAUGGCCGACAUCGGGGUGUCAGCUCUGUGGUCUCUCGUCUGGUUCGUGGGCUUCUGCUUUCUGGCCAAUCAGUGGCAGGUUUCUAAAGAAGAAGACAACCCUCUGAAGGAAGGAGCUGAUGCUGCCAGGGCCACCAUCGUCUUCUCCUUCUUCUCGAUGUUCACCUGGGCCGUCCAGUCCCUGCUGGCCGUCUACAGAUUCAAACUGGGAUCCGACUCCGUUACCUUCAACCAGGAAUACGUGGACCCAAACCAACAGGAAACUGUGGAGGCUCUGCCCACUGAUGAGUAGAACCUGCACAUUACCAGGUGUGGAGGCGGGGCUUGCACAGUGUUGCAUUCUGGGUAGUUUUUGUUUGAUGGUUAUUUUCAGUUAACAUUGUUGUGAUGUGUUCAAGGGCUCAAUACACUUUAAUGUUAAAAGAACAGAAAUUAAAAAACAACAUGAUGUUACCGUGUGAUGACCGUCCACCAAGGAGCGUGUCCUCUCAGUAAGCAGCCAAUCACAGUCCAGUACACCAAUUUUAAAUUCCCGUUCCAUUUUUUAGAGAAAACGUACAACACAAGCCAUUUUGUACGAACAAUGCUCGCUUUUUAGCAACACAAUCUUGCUAGCUGCCAAAUAUUAGCUGUGUAACCCACUUCUGGGUAUGUAUAUGUCGCUACCUAGGUUCGUAGGAGCUGGGAGUAAUGGUAACAGUCACGGGACACAGGCAUAUGUUGUUUUUGUGAACUUUAGUUAUAAAAACUAUUUAACAGUACACAUCAAAAUUACAGUACAAUACCUAUGGGCCCAAUAAACUAAGAAAGAAAAACAUAAAAUUUCCAUUUGAGGUAUUUCGCUUUAAGUAGUUCGUUGUGGAUACAAUCAGAUUUCAAGUCAAUAAGUCAAGGGAAUAGUCAAAGUCAAGGAAAGGUAUCCAAAUAGGCUCUCGUUGGUGUUUCUACGACAGAAUUUGCUGAAUGGUGUGGUGGUGGUUCAAAGUUCGACUGUGAGGCUCACCAUCAACUGGAUCGUUGAUCAGCCUUGUUGGACACAAGGGCUGGAGCUUCACAAUUUAAAAAAUUAUUUAUUUACAUCCCUUAUUAAGCCCACGAGGGGAAAUUCCGAUUUUCACAUAUCCCCCCAUCUGGGGGGUCAGAGCACAGGGUCAGCCAUGGUACAGUGCCCCUGGAGCCAUUAGGAGUUAGGUGUCUUGCUCAGGGACACCUCGACAUGAGCACAACAGAACAACCCUCCGGUUGCGAGACAGCCACUCUACCUACUGAGUUAUGCUGCCCCCAAUGAGACCUGACCUGACCUGACCUGUAUUUACAAAACAGGUCUGUAGUCCAUGUUGUAAUGCAGUAUCAUUCAAUGAGAUCUAUUCAAAGUGUUGUACAACAUUAAUAUUUAUCUUUUCUGUUAGGAAACAAAGUACUACAGUUUACAAAUCGAUAACCAUAGUUAUUUACAAAAUAAAUGUUUCACAGUGGCAGAGUAUACCAUUUUAACCUACUGUAACUACAACAAAGUGCAAUUGUGUGAUCACAUUUUACUAAUGAAUUCACUAAUCUAUAAAGCACACAUUACCCUUUAAGGUAAAGUCAAUAACUUGUACUCUUUCAUGUAUAUUGUCUCUCUUUUUAACCCUUCCGAGCAUAGGAUUUGAAAUUUUUAAAGAAAUAUAUGAAUUACAUUGCUUUUAAUCAACAACUUUAACAUAAAUUACAGCUUUGCUGCUUUUAUCAAUCUUAGUUGACUUAAAAUUACAUUUUAUCUUUCUGCUGAUCAUGGUUUUAACCUUCAGUGACAUAUCAAAAGUAACUAGGCACUUCACAGUGUAAAAGUCUCACAGUGUGCUUAUUUUAGCAAUGUAGGAAGGAUUACCAUGAAUUUUCAAGUGAAACUGCCAAAUAAAUGGUCUUUUAACAUUACAUUCUUCAAAAACAACAUAAAAUGUGCAAUUCACAGUAGCAUUGUAGCUCGCAUGGUCACCGCGUGGUAUUUUCACAUACACACUGAUUAGAAAACAAGCAGAUGCUAGCUUACCAAGAAGGUGUUUUUUAUUUGGAGAAGGCAGGGCGAUUAAAAGUGUGUCUUCAACGGUUCUCCAACUUCUAAAACGGAAUUUCAAUCAGUUUAUAUAAUCGACUAAGUAAUUUAUUGGUUUUUCGUGCAAGACGAGCAGUUUUUCAUAUCCUUUUCUCUCGUUUUCAACUCUCACGGCAGCAGCAUUAGCUAUGUUACGCUACGUCGAAUGUUUAAGCGCACUACUUCCCGUCUCAUCCAAAUAAAGUUCCGGUUUUCAAAAUAAAGCUCACAAUAUGUAAGUGAAAAUAACUAAUGAUCCAAAAUUAAUAAAAUUAUUAUUUAACCCUUCUUUAGGCGGGUUACAGCUUGUUAUCAAUAAAGUGUUGCUAGCAGGUUAGCUGAUGCUAGCCUUUAGGAAAAUAUUUGGAUCUUCACCUGUCAAUCAUUAGCUCUCUAGCUAACUUUAGCAUAACUUCUGCACUACUCGUCAAAAGUUUGGACACACCUUCUCAUUCAAUGCUUUUUAUUUAUUUGUAUUAUUUUCUACAUUGUAGAUUAGUACUGAAGAUUAACACUUUUUUUGUUUACAACGUAAUUCCAGAUGUAUUCUUUAGUAGUUUUGAUGUCUUCAGUAUUAAUCUACAUUGUAGACAAUUAUUAAAUAAAAACCACCGAAGAAGGUGUGUCCAAACUUUUGACUAUAGUGUAGUUGUGUGACUGGUAGUGUACAUAAAAGCUUAGCUAAUCAGCUAACUGUGCUUGCUAAAGAUCAGAUUCGUUCCAUAUGUGUGGAAUUAAAAAGGAGACGUCAUCUUGUUUCAUUCACUUAUUCAGAUUAAAGAACUGUUUGUUUUCCAACACGAUAAUCUGCUCUUUGUUUUUCAGAAUGUUUCUAAGAAGAAGCUCUAAAAACAUAUUAACAUGGAGCUGCAGCGCCACCUGUUGGAGCAGUAAAUCUGCAUCACAAUGUGGCUCGUGCUUGUCAUUUAAAAACCGCAUGUUGAAUUUUUACGUACAUGGAAGUCAUGUGAGCAAACCAGACGGCUAUCAUUUCUGAGUUCUUCACAUCAGACACUGGAUUCUGAUUGGCUGCGACACUAAUCAUCAUCACUUUAAGGUGUUUGGGUUCAAUGGUGCUGUUCUGUUUUUUAUCCUUUAGUCUCAGUGUGUGUGAACAGAGAAACUGACUGUUUGUGUGUUUGUCUGAUAAUAAACAAAUAUUUACUCUCUG